ACCGCCCCGGGCCCCGCUCAUCGUCGCCGCCCCGAUCCCGCUCCGGGCUGGGCCCGAGCCCAUCGCCACCGCCCCGAGCCCGCCCAGGUUCCCGCCCAUCGUUGCUGCCCCGAUCCCGCUCCGGGCUGGGCCCGAGCCUAUCGCCGCCGCCCCGAGCCCGCCCCGGGCCCCGCCUCGUGAAUCGUCAGUGCGGGGCGCCGCGCGCAGUUCCCGGUCAAGUCUCCCGGGGGCUGCCGCCGCAGCCCCGUUAUCGUCUCGGUGCCAGGAUGUCAGCCAGUGUCCCUGGAAGCUCAAAUAUGGCUGCUGGCAGCAAUCGCCGGCUUCAGCAAACUCAGCACCAAGUAGAUGAGGUUGUUGACAUCAUGAGAGUGAAUGUGGACAAGGUAUUGGAGCGAGAUCAGAAGCUGUCAGAGCUGGAUGAUCGCGCCGAUGCCCUGCAAGCAGGGGCUUCCCAGUUUGAAACCAGCGCAGCCAAGCUGAAGAGGAAGUACUGGUGGAAGAACUGCAAGAUGUGGGCAAUAUUGAUAGCUGUUGUUGUCAUUAUCAUCAUCAUCAUUAUUGUCUGGAGUGCGGCUCCAUGAGUUACAAGAAGAAACUCAGUUCAACUGAAGGUGCCUUUGAGAAUCUUCUUCAGCCUCUCCACUUCAAACCUGAUGCCUUCUCAGCCCAUUUACUGCUAUUUAAAGCAAAACUAUUUUGAUUACCGA
Poecile atricapillus (Black-capped chickadee) is the source of this 707-nucleotide messenger RNA. It is a transcript of the gene VAMP3, whose product is annotated as vesicle associated membrane protein 3. Gene Ontology annotation, biological process: SNARE complex assembly; vesicle-mediated transport; vesicle fusion. The record is from RefSeq and is a predicted model, not a curated record. Gene Ontology annotation, molecular function: syntaxin-1 binding; SNAP receptor activity. The transcript is spliced from 5 exons. Gene Ontology annotation, cellular component: SNARE complex; plasma membrane. Bases 267 to 581 code for a protein of 104 amino acids. NCBI's taxonomy places the organism in Eukaryota, Metazoa, Chordata, Aves, Passeriformes, Paridae.